Molecule: messenger RNA, 775 nt
Organism: Hermetia illucens (black soldier fly)
Lineage: Eukaryota; Metazoa; Arthropoda; Insecta; Diptera; Stratiomyidae
Product: chondroitin proteoglycan-2-like
Exons: 4
Coding region: 128-739 (203 amino acids)
Cellular component (GO): extracellular region
Molecular function (GO): chitin binding
Source: RefSeq, a predicted model, not a curated record
AUGGACAAUCAAGCAUGCGUAACUACAGUAAUGAUACGCAUGAGCAGUAAUGAAAAUUAAUAUCCAAUGGUUAGUGUCAAGUAAUACAUCUCCGUGUUAAGUUAAACAGGAUCUAGUCUUCUUAAAAAUGAAAGUCAAAAUAUUUUGUUUAUACUUCGCAACUACCCUUACUUUGGCCAAUUCUGCGGAAGAAACGGAGGAACCCUGCCAAGAAGGAAUUGCCUAUCCCGAUCCACUAGACUGUGCCUUUUAUUUCCGAUGCAUUUCGGGUGUGCUUCGCCAUUUUCCUUGCCCACCAUCUUUCGAGUUCAGCGAGUCUUUGCAAACCUGUGCCAGCCCCAAAAUUGCCAGUUGUACUACUCUGGAACAGCUAGUGGAACAGAUAAAACAACAGGAAUCGUUGAGUCAGAACCCAGAGCUAGAGGAGUGCGAGGAAGGGGUGAGUACUCCAGCGGUAGACAGUUGUGAGCAUUUCUACACAUGCACCGGUGGAAAAUUCAUUCGUUUUUCUUGUCCUCCCAGCCUCGCAUUCGAUCUAAGGACACUGACUUGUGACCUUAAAGAAAAUGUGGAAUGUAAGGACAAUUCUAUUACUGAAAACGAAUCCAGUGAAGUGAAUGAUUCUGACCGAUGGAAUCCUGUGAGUGAAGUCCCUGAUCGAGGGUCUGAGUACAUAAAGCGGAGAAAUGUGGUCAUCAAAGUCAGCAAGGAAUCAGUAGUUAUUACCAUUACCUUGUGAUAAAUCGGAAAAAUUUAGAGGUCUAAUUCGGAAUUA